Messenger RNA from Wyeomyia smithii (pitcher-plant mosquito), 1967 nucleotides. RefSeq names its product T-complex protein 1 subunit eta-like. Gene Ontology annotation, cellular component: chaperonin-containing T-complex. The transcript is spliced from 5 exons. Gene Ontology annotation, biological process: protein folding. Bases 146 to 1774 code for a protein of 542 amino acids. NCBI's taxonomy places the organism in Eukaryota, Metazoa, Arthropoda, Insecta, Diptera, Culicidae. Gene Ontology annotation, molecular function: ATP binding; ATP-dependent protein folding chaperone; ATP hydrolysis activity. The record is from RefSeq and is a predicted model, not a curated record.
UUGGCUCAUAUUUCUCAUGUCACUUUCUUGUCAAAUUGAGUCGGUCUUUGCUGCAUGUGUUUCAUUUUGUGAGAUAUUUUUUCGGUGAAAAAAAACGUGAUUAUUUCCGUGAAAAAGCAGUGAAAUAAUUUAAAACUUAUUCAAAAUGCAACCGCAAAUAGUGUUAUUGAAAGAAGGCACUGAUACUUCUCAAGGAAAACCUCAACUUAUUUCGAAUAUCAAUGCUUGCCAGGCUAUUGUGGAUGCGGUACGCACUACUCUUGGUCCAAGAGGGAUGGACAAAUUAAUUGUAGAUAAUAAUGGUAAGGCAACAAUUUCCAAUGACGGCGCCACCAUAAUGAAGUUACUUGACAUUGUGCACCCAGCUGCGAGAACCUUAGUAGAUAUCGCGAAAUCGCAAGAUGCCGAGGUUGGUGAUGGAACAACAAGCGUAGUGCUGUUGGCUGGCGAAUUCUUGAAGCAGCUAAAACCAUAUGUGGAAGAAGGAGUACAUCCAAGAAUUGUCAUCAAGGCUGUGCGAAAGGCGCUUGGUUUAUGUGUGGCAAGAAUCCACGAAGUAGCUUUUAAAAUCGAGAAAAGUGAUGACGAAAAGCAUCGCGCCUUAUUGGAAAAGUGCGCUGCUACUGCUAUGAACUCGAAAUUGAUUCAUCAACAGAAAGACUUUUUUUCUAAGAUGGUUGUUGAUGCUGUUACUACGUUGGAUUCGUUAUUACCACUCAAUAUGAUUGGUAUAAAGAAAGUCAAUGGCGGUGCUCUGGAGGAUUCCAUGCUUGUUGAUGGGGUAGCUUUCAAGAAAACGUUUUCUUAUGCUGGAUUUGAAAUGCAACCUAAAUCGUACGAUAAUGUAAAAAUUGCUCUUUUAAAUAUUGAAUUAGAGCUCAAAGCCGAACGUGAUAAUGCUGAAGUUCGCGUUGAUAACGUUAAGGAAUAUCAAAAAGUUGUUGAUGCUGAAUGGCAAAUUUUGUAUGACAAGCUCGAAAAAAUUCACAAAUCAGGAGCUCAGGUUGUCCUUUCUAAGCUUCCAAUAGGUGAUGUAGCGACACAGUACUUUGCAGAUCGUGAUAUGUUCUGCGCUGGGCGUGUUCAAGAGGAAGAUCUAAAACGUACGUUGAAAGCCUGUGGUGGAGCUGUAAUGACGACGGUACAGGAUAUAGGCGAUAACGUUCUGGGAAAGUGCGCUCAUUUCGAGGAACGGCAGGUUAGUGGGGAGCGGUUCAACAUUUUCCAAGGCUGCCCUAAUGCAAAGACGUGUACUCUGAUCUUACGUGGAGGAGCUGAGCAGUUUUUGGAAGAAACGGAACGCUCGUUGCACGACGCCAUUAUGAUUGUAAGACGCACGAUACGAAACGACUCAGUUGUUGCUGGCGGUGGUGCUAUCGAGAUGGAACUGUCCAAAAUGCUACGCGACUAUUCACGUACUGUUGCUGGCAAAGAACAGCUGCUAAUAGGAGCUAUUGCAAAAGCAUUGGAAGUGAUACCUCGUCAGUUAUGCGACAAUGCCGGUUUUGAUGCUACCAAUAUUCUCAACAAGCUUCGUCAGAAACACGCCCAAGGUUGCCAGUGGUAUGGUGUUGACAUCCUCAAGGAGCAUAUUGCCGAUAACUUUGAAGCGUUUGUUUGGGAACCUUCGGUGAUAAAAAUCAACGCACUGACAGCGGCGUGCGAAGCUACGUGCAUGAUUCUCUCCGUGGAUGAAACUAUCAAAAGUCCUAAGUCUGCCGGAGGUGACAUGCCACAGGCUCCGAUGGGUCGUGGAAUGGGUCGUCCAUUCUAGACAUUACCGAACAUUACGUAUCGCUGUUAAGAAUUUCAAAUCAACCUUAACUCGGCUUCACCAACAUAAUACAUAAUUUGCUUUAUGCAUAAAUUUUGUUCAAACACACUAACAUUAAACAGCUUAUAAUUUAAUUCUAUCGUCACAAACACAAUAAAUAAAAUUUCGAACUCACUUUUAGUUCACAAGUGCA